Molecule: messenger RNA, 2350 nt
Organism: Chlamydomonas reinhardtii
Lineage: Eukaryota; Viridiplantae; Chlorophyta; Chlorophyceae; Chlamydomonadales; Chlamydomonadaceae
Exons: 9
Coding region: 66-1385 (439 amino acids)
Source: RefSeq, a predicted model, not a curated record
UUUUGCUUCCACACAUCAUUACAACUUAAACGUGAACGCCCUGGCCUCGCGUUGCGACAAGCCUCAUGGACGAAACGCCUCGCUCCCACCUGCGCCGGCGCCCCGCCGCCGUCAGCGGCGGCGGCGGCACACUGCUCGCCAGCGGCGGGCCGGGGGGAGCAGGGGCAGCAGGCGGCGGCAGCGGUGAUGGUGAUGGAAGCAAUGGAGGCAAUGACAGCGGCGGCGCCUUCUCGCCUGCGCUGCUGCAGAGCGCUGGCGGCCCGGGCGGCGGCGGCUUCGCGGCGGCUCGCCACAAGAUAAUGGCCGCGGCGGCCGGCGGGGGUGUCAAGGCGCCAUCCGGUCCGGCGGCGUAUGGCGCCGGCACCGGCAACGGCGCUACCGGGCAGCAGCAGCAGGGGCAUGACAGGAGGGCGGACUCGGAGGAGGAGGACAUGUUGCGGCUGGAGGAGCAGGAGGAGCGCAGCGGGGACACGGGGGAUGGCUGCAGCAGCAGCCCCUCGGCCUCGGCCCGGUCCCGGCAGCAGGGACAGCAGGGGCAGCAGGGGCAGCAGGGGCAGGGGCAGCAGGGGCAGGGGCAGCAGGGGCAGCAGGGGCAGGGGUGGCAGGGGCAGCAGGGGCAGGGGCAGGGGCAGGGGCGGCAGGGGCAGGGGCAGGGGCGGGCGGGGGGCGGUGGGGGCAGGCAGCUGCCGCCCGACUUCUUCCUAGAUGAGGAGGCGGAGGCUGCCCGCCACCCCUUCCCGCUGCCCCCGGCGGAGCUGAUCGCGCGCACGCGGCGGGUGCUGGCGGCGGGCGUGGCGGACUGGCCGCACCUGGCCCACGACUUCGAGUUCAGCGCCCCCUUCAUCGGGCCCCUGGGUCGCGACGCCUUCCGCCGCACCAUGGCCACCCUGGAGCUGGAGGGAGCCUUUCCGGACCUGGCGCCCAGGUACCACCACUUCCGAGUGGACCCCUUCAGGUGCGAGGCGCGAGGCGCGAGGCCCAACCGCGUGUGGUUCACACUGCAGCCGCGCUGCACGCACACGGGCACCUUCCGGGGCAAGCUGCCCUUUGGGAUAGCGCCCACCGGCCGCCAGAUCACGGAGCCGCCGCAGACCGCCAGCCUGGCCUUCAACACGGCUGGCCAGGUGUGCGGCUACACCAUGGGGUACGUCAUGGACCGGCGUGUCGGCAACACGGGCGGCCUGGGCGGCGCCUUCGGGCUGAUGUGGGCGCUGGGGUCGCCGCUGCCCGCGCCCGAGGGCCGGCCCUGGAGCCCCUCGCUGCAGCUGAGGCUGCUGAACAGCGGCGUGUGGCUGGUGCAGGCUGCCGUGUACCUGUACGACCGCGUCACGGCGGCGCUGCUGCCCGCGGCCUGGCUCACCCGCCACAGCCGCAACACCAUGUAGCGCCGUGCGGCGGUGGCUGUAGCAGUGUGGCUGUAGCAGCGUGGCUGCAGCAGUGUCGCGGUGGCUGUGGCUGCAGCAGCGUGGCGGUGGCUGUGGCUGCAGCAGCGUGGCGGUGGCUGUGCACUGGAGUGACUUGGUCCGAGUGCAUUCCCGCCUGCUUAUGUCGUCACGUGAGUUCCUACCCACGGUUCCUACCACGCUGCGGCGGAUGGGGGAGAUGGAUGGCCCGCCGACGGCCUUGGCGGCUCGGAUCUGUUGCAGCGGUCUGCGCGGCCUGCAGGAGCCGAGUGACAUACAUGUGAUGAUGGGCGUGGCCGCGUGCAUGGACAGACGGGGCGCCGGGGCGGGCAGUUGGCGCAGUCUACCUAGUAAUAUGAGUAUUCCGGAUCAAGGGUGGUAGUGAGAACUAUCGGUUCACGAUGUGCAUUUCAGUUGGUGAUUCGGUAUUCGUAUCAGUCACCGGCGGAGUGUUUGGAUAUGCAGAAUCCGCAGAGCGGUUGACAGACGGUGUAACCCGGCAGAGAGGACAGACACAAGCAAGCCUGGCAACUCAGGUUGCUGCAAUUAUCACCAGAGCCAUGUCCCCGACGGUUACCAGGUGCAACGUUACAGGGUCAGACAGGGACCCCGCCGGCACUAUCCAGUCGUGCCCCGAGCCCCAGACGGCUCGCGUUGUUGACCCAGACUUGGCAGUUGGCACAACACCUAGUCUGUUGAGACGGUUAGUCCUGACGGGCACGAGGUGGUCCAGACACGUAUGUACGUUGGUGGCGGUUGGACAUGGCGGAUGGAGGCCUGCUGGCUGGAGAAGCAAGUAGGCACUAGAUAUGCGCAGUAGUGGCUGCUGGGGGCGCCUUCGUCACAUGCCUAGCAAGUUACCUGCUGUAUGUGUCGCCAGAAUGGAGCCGCACCCAGUGGGGAACCCUCGGCCUCUCACAUGUUACACGCCUGUCAUCAUAUCGUAU